CGACUUCCAAAAUAACUGACACAUAUGGUUAAUUCCAGGUUGAUGUGUUCCCUAACAAUAAAGGGGUAUGGAUACGCUUUGAGCCGGAAAAUUGCAGAUUUUAUUCUUCCAUUUCUAAAGUUUAAAAAGCUUAAAGAAGGAGACAAACAGGUUGAUGACAGACUGAAGGCCUUAAAGUCUUUAAUCUACAACAACGCUGAUACCACAGUCAAACUGGAUUCUAAUGCAUUGAAACAACUGAUCCAGUUAUCGACAAUGGGAACUUUCCCAAGCCACAAACCACGAGUGAGUUUUUCCGUUUAUCCUAAAUCAACUCACCUGACACUUGGGAAUGGUCAAACGGCGAUAUAUGACGGAAUCCAGACGAAUAAUGGAAAUGGAUAUGACGUCAGAACAGGAAUCUUCACGUGUCCUGUAGGGGGUACCUACAUGUUUGUUGUCGAUUGUCUCUCUCGUAAAAUGACAUUUAUACAUAUUGCACUGAACAAGAAAGUGGUAGCAACUGUUCAUAUAUCAAAUGUUAACCAAGGCCCAUCUUGGCAGCAGUUGAGUAGAACCGUCAUUUUAAAGGCAAAGAAAGGUGACCACGUUAAAGUUAUUAAUGGUGACAAAAGCGGCUUCAUCUACCGUGGUCGCUACUCUGGUUUCUCUGGAACUUUACUGUACUGAAGAAUUGAUACAGAUAAGAAAUUGUAAAUUACAAGUCAUGAGAUUUGUGUAAUAAAGGA
This is a messenger RNA of Ostrea edulis (European flat oyster), 728 nucleotides long. RefSeq names its product C1q-related factor-like. The record is from RefSeq and is a predicted model, not a curated record. NCBI's taxonomy places the organism in Eukaryota, Metazoa, Mollusca, Bivalvia, Ostreida, Ostreidae. Gene Ontology annotation, molecular function: protein binding. The transcript has 3 exons. The coding region runs from base 25 to 669 and encodes 214 amino acids.